AUAAGUGGGGGAACAGAAAUUUCCACUGCCAUUGAUCUGGAACACAACUAUGUGAUGGCAUGGGAGGGAAACAUAUCUGCAAAGAAGAAAGACAAAGUUAUUAUUGUUAGUAGACUAAAGGCAUACCGAAAGAAGUCAGCACCAGAGACGCUUACUGCUGAUUGGCCACAGACACUGCAGAUUGUUCGUGAAAUCCCCCAACGGUUGAUCAAUAAAACCAGACCAUAUGAUGGCCAUGCGGAUUACAUGAUCUUUGAAGCAUCCAAUGAUCACCGAGUAUAUGAACAAUUUAGAAAAAAGGAGCUUUGUGUAAGAAUCGACCUGCCUUCUCAGACAUUGAUCUUUACUCCAACUGGUGCACCAUGCCGUUUCAUUGGAACACUUUUUCCUGGGGAUUGCCCUCUAUACAAGUCAUGUGAACAAGAACAAAAUGAUCAAGCUACAGCGGAUGAAAGCGCAACGAAUGAAACUGAUUGAGCUUUAGCUACAAGGGGACUCAAUUCCAAUUAUUCAUCGCAGCCUAAUAAAGUCCUUUACAAACUCUUUUUUAACUUUAAAUUCUGUGGCGAGCAGAUAAAAGUUGACGUUAUAUGGAGUCGUUUCCAUGAAUUU
Molecule: messenger RNA, 612 nt
Organism: Quercus lobata
Lineage: Eukaryota; Viridiplantae; Streptophyta; Magnoliopsida; Fagales; Fagaceae
Product: mediator of RNA polymerase II transcription subunit 25-like
Exons: 7
Coding region: 55-477 (140 amino acids)
Biological process (GO): positive regulation of transcription by RNA polymerase II
Cellular component (GO): transcription regulator complex; mediator complex
Source: RefSeq, a predicted model, not a curated record